GGGAGGCCCGCCCGGGCCCAGUGCCGCACGGAGAGGCGGUGGCGCUGGAGGCCAACACCCCGGCUCGCGACCUGUAGCUGACGGUGCUGGAGCCGCGAGUCACCGUGUUGGCUGGCCAUGGAGACUUGGAAAAGGCCGGUGAGGUGCGUCUCCAGCUGCGCUGUCAGCACGGCCGGCCCGUGCUGGCCGCGCCCCAGGCGGCCGACGCGCCGGCUCCCGGCGGCGGCGGCGAGCGGGCGGUACGGGCGCUGCUGCAGCUGCCGACAGCUGCCGCCGCCGCGGACAGCUGCCCGCUGCUGGUGGUCGUCUCCGAGCCGGCCCUGCUCUGCUGGCAGCCGGCACUGCUGCUCUGGCUGUCCCUGGCCACUCAGCUGGCCAGCAGCUGAGUGGCCCGGCGCCGCCGCCACUACCCCAGCCGCCCGAGCCGCCGCCGCCGCCGCCAUGGAUGUGCCCCGGCCGCAAGGACACUCGGGUACCUCGCGAUCGGCACGGAGCCACACCACGGAGAGGAACCUACCCGCAGUGUCACCCAACACCUCCGCUGCGGCGGCCGUCUCCCCCACUCCGCCGGCGCCGCCCGCCGCUCCGACUUUGGCCUGGCUGCCGGCCCUGGAGCGUCUGGAGGUGCGCCUUCAGAUCAGCGCGGUCACCGUCACCGUUCCGGCCGGUCCAGAGAGCGGCGGCGGGGCGGCCGGGGACGCGGAGCGGACGGCGGACCCGCUCCCGGCCGCGGCCGGCCACCACCCGGCGCCGGUACCGGGCCGGGUCCGCAGCAGCAGCGACUCGGGCCACCGGUACUGCCUGCACGGACAGCUGGUCUCUGUGCUGCCGUCAGUCCGACUGGACAGCGCUGCGCUCAAAUCGGCCGCCCUGCCGACAGUGCCGGAGGUGCCCGUCCGACUCACCAGACCUUCAGCGGCCGCAGCCGGCUCCCAGCUGCGCUCGCCGAGCCAGACGCAGCAGGUGAUGUCGCCGUCGGUCGUGGUGCGCGACUGUGCGUCCAUCCCGUGUCCAACGCCCCCCCCCACACCGCGCGCUGCUGCCGGGCCCGCCGUCGUAGUUUUAUGGCCUUGCGCCGUCAGUCGCCAGCUGGUGGUGGCGACCCGUGAUCGCUCGCGUACGUUCGCCGGCGCGCCCAUUGCAGAGAAGGGGUUCGCGCAUGCCCAUUGUAGAGGGGCGCGCCCCUUGCGGAGGCGGUACGCGCUAUGCUGUAGACAGUAAUGCUUGUUGGGUAGCCCCUUUGCGCAUUGUUUGUUCAUGGAUGUAAAUACAAGUUACAUGACUGAUGAG
Amphibalanus amphitrite is the source of this 1290-nucleotide messenger RNA. Its product is annotated as potassium/sodium hyperpolarization-activated cyclic nucleotide-gated channel 4-like. The transcript has 3 exons. The coding region runs from base 118 to 1221 and encodes 367 amino acids. The record is from RefSeq and is a predicted model, not a curated record. NCBI's taxonomy places the organism in Eukaryota, Metazoa, Arthropoda, Thecostraca, Balanomorpha, Balanidae.